AUGCAUUGCUGUAGUUCAGUUAGCACUGCAAAUGCUGCACAAACGCAACAGGGGAACAUGGCGAUGGCGGUUUGCAUGGUUGAAAAAAAUGUUUCGUGACAGUUUUAAAUAUUACAAAAGCCGAACUUCAGCGCCCGAUCUCAGCGAUGUAAUUGACUUGGAAAAUCCAAAUUAUGUUAGAGUUAGGCGGAUUGCGGCCCGUGUAACUACUGAUACUGAACAAAUUGAUACCUUUGGAUUGAAACCUAUAGCAAAAUGGAAGAUUUACGAAUUACUGGACAUUCCGGGACUCAUCUUUAUUCAGAAUCCAUUCACAUCUGCUGGCCAGCGAUACUGGAUCACAAAAUGUCUGAAGGAUUACUCUAAGGAACCGUACAAGUUAAACAUAGACGCUCACAACAUUUUAGAUAAUGAAGCAUGGUGGGACGUAUGUUUCCAGACUUCGGAGAGGGGUAGAGCUCUCUUGCCAAAACUGCGAUGGGCGACGCUGGGAUAUCAUCACAAUUGGGAUACGAAAUUGUAUUCGGAAAACUCGAAGAGCGACAUGCCACCGGAAUUGUGCGAUCUAACGUCCGUUUUAGCAAAGGCACUGGAUUUUCAGGAUUUUAGGGCAGAGGCAGCGAUCGUGAAUUAUUAUCGGAUGAAUUCGACUUUAGCAGGUCACACGGAUCAUUCGGAGGCGAACGCUAUGGCGCCACUUUUCUCCAUAAGUUUCGGACAGACGGCAAUCUUCCUGAUUGGCGGAUUGAAACACGAGGAUUCAGCGAACGCGUUGUUUCUGCGGAGCGGUGACGUGGUGAUAAUGUCGGGUAGCUCCCGUUUGAGGUAUCACGGAGUACCGAAAAUUUUGCCGGCUUCCAAGACACCCUGGGACGAUAAUGAACCGGACAGUCACGAAAGUUCCAUGUACAAUCUUGAGGACUGGCGUAAAGCGCGAGAUUACAUCGCCGAAGCUAGGAUUAACAUGAAUGUACGACAGGUGCUGGAACCUGGACAAAUUGUAUUAUACUAGGAUAUCUUUUAUCUUCGUUAUAAAAGUAUGAAAUAUAUUUAUUUACCAUAAAUUAAUUAAAUUAAUUAUUUUACC
This is a messenger RNA of Ooceraea biroi (clonal raider ant), 1087 nucleotides long. It is a transcript of the gene AlkB, whose product is annotated as alpha-ketoglutarate-dependent dioxygenase AlkB. Lineage: Eukaryota; Metazoa; Arthropoda; Insecta; Hymenoptera; Formicidae. Gene Ontology annotation, molecular function: ferrous iron binding; broad specificity oxidative DNA demethylase activity; oxidative RNA demethylase activity. Gene Ontology annotation, cellular component: cytoplasm; nucleus. Gene Ontology annotation, biological process: oxidative RNA demethylation. The record is from RefSeq and is a predicted model, not a curated record.